UCCCGGAGCGGCCGGAGACACCACAGCACCGGCCCCCGGGUCCCAGCCGGAGGCCAGCAGGGACCAACACGCCUGUCCUGGUAGAGGAUGAAGGAGGGGGAGAGGAGCCCCCUGCUGUCCCUGGACCCUGGCGGCCAGGAGCCGCCCCUCGCUUCCAGCUGCCUGGGUCCAGCAGGAGGGGCCCGGAGGACAGGCUUUGGGGGAGGCCAGGCCCCCCCACUCCCGCUGACAAGCAGCUGCCUCCAGUGCCUGACCUUCUUCUCCAACUUCCUCUUCUCCCUGCUCGGCCUGCUGGCCCUGGCCGUCGGGCUCUGGGGCCUGGCUGUCAAGGGCUCUCUGGGGAGCAGCUGGGGGGGCCCCCUGCCCACAGACCCCAUGCUGGGGCUGGUGCUGGGGGGCCUGGCGGUCAGCGCGGUGAGCCUGGCGGGCUGCCUGGGCGCCCUCUGCGAGAGCGCCUGCCUGCUGCGCUGCUUCUCCGGGGGCCUCCUGGCCUUCCUGGCGCUGGAGGCUGUGGGGGGGCUCCUGGUGGCGGCCCUCUGGGGCCCGCUGCGGGACGGGCUGGAGCUCACCCUGCGUGUGGCCAUCACCCACUACCAGGACGACCCUGACCUGCGCUUCCUUGUCGACCACGUCCAGCUCGGGCUGCAGUGCUGUGGGGCCGCCUCCUACCGGGACUGGCAGCAGAACCCGUACUUCAACUGCAGCUCCCCAGGGGUCCAGGCCUGCAGCCUGCCUGCCUCCUGCUGCCUCGACCCCCGGGAAGCCGGAGCUUCCAUCAACGACCAGUGCGGCUUCGGCGCCCUGCGCCUGCCGGAGGACGCGGCUCAGAGAGUGGUGCACCUGGGGGGCUUCGGCCCGCCCCUCCGGCGGUGGCUUCGCACGCAGGCCCGGGCACUGGGCGGUUUUGUGCUUGCAGUGGUGCUGGUCCAGGGGGCAGAGCUCCUGCUGGCCUUGCAGCUGCUGAAGGCCUUGGCUCUCCGCCCCGGGGCCCGGCCCCCCGCCAAGCAGAACCGGGGCUGACCCACAGCCAGAGACACGUGCCUUGAACCCAGAGCUCCCCAUGCUGCUGUGCCCCUCACCCCCGAGGUUCCCCUUCCCGAGGCCCAGCCGCUGCCUGAUUCCACUCUUUCAGAGGCCUUGGCCCCAGAGACCACCCACUGACGCUGCCCCUUUGCUUGCAAACUAACAUGGUCAGAGCGCUGGCUGCACCCACGAGUGCAGCCUGGGAGCCACGGAGGGGGCCCAAGAGGCCACCAGGCCAGAGGGCGCCCCCAGCUCCAACUUCCACGGCCCAGGCCCACACCCACCCCUGACCCCCACCUCUGACCGCUCCCUAACCUGCCUCCAAGAUCCAGCCUCAGCCCCUCAGCCCAGCCCCUCUGACCACCACCCUGAGGCCCCGCCUCC
Phyllostomus hastatus (greater spear-nosed bat) is the source of this 1407-nucleotide messenger RNA. RefSeq names its product tetraspanin 10 (gene TSPAN10). The record is from RefSeq and is a predicted model, not a curated record. NCBI's taxonomy places the organism in Eukaryota, Metazoa, Chordata, Mammalia, Chiroptera, Phyllostomidae. The transcript has 3 exons. Gene Ontology annotation, cellular component: membrane. The coding region runs from base 88 to 1020 and encodes 310 amino acids.